Mandrillus leucophaeus (drill) is the source of this 2289-nucleotide messenger RNA. Its product is annotated as golgin subfamily A member 6-like protein 2. The record is from RefSeq and is a predicted model, not a curated record. The transcript is spliced from 11 exons. Gene Ontology annotation, cellular component: Golgi apparatus; cis-Golgi network. NCBI's taxonomy places the organism in Eukaryota, Metazoa, Chordata, Mammalia, Primates, Cercopithecidae. Gene Ontology annotation, molecular function: protein binding.
AUGCUGCUGUCCUUUGGGGUGAGACAAGGGGCCUUCCUGGUGAACACGGCCCGGGGCGGCCUGGCGGACGAGAAGGCGUUGGCCCAGCGCGGCCCUGGACCCAGCAGGCAUCCACCGAGAUGCGCGAGGCGGGGCCGGGAGAUCCGCAGUGCCGUCCCAGGCCGGAUCCCAGACGGCCUGAAGAACUGUGUCAACAAGGACCAUCUGGCGGCCGCCACCCACUGGGCCGGCAGGGACCCCGCGUGUGUGGCCCUGGUUAUGCCUCCUCUGGCUCAGUCACACAGCUGUGUGGUACGUGACUGGAGGUGUAUCGGUGUACUCAUCUGGAUCACGCCACUGUGGCCCCAACCCCACUUCCCUCCCCACCCCAUGAUGUCAGAAGAAAACAGAGAGAGAAAAUUGGCUGAGGCCAAGAAAAAGUUUAGAGGCUAUCAUCAGUGGAACAAUGCUGGUGUUGGUACCGGAGGAACCGACACCAAAAAGAAAAUAAAUAAUGGCACUAACCCUGAGACAACCACUUCUGGUGGUUGCCAUUCACCUGAGGAUAAACAACCGAACUGAGCUCAGCUGGAAGAAGAAAAGGCGGCAAGCCACCAUCAGGAAGCCCUAAGGAGGGAGCUAGAGACCCAGGAUCAUACUAUACGAAUCCUUACGAGUCAGAAGACUGAACUGGAGACAGGGCUCUACUACAGCCAGGAGGCUGCCAGGAAAUGUGAAGGUGGGAAUCUGGGCACCCGGUCAUCCUUCAACCUGGCACUUUCACAGGCCUUUAGGGGGAGUCCUUUGUGCCACAUCUCAACCUCUCUCGUUCCAGGAGAGUCCAAGGAUCUGGCCGGUCGCCUGCAUCGUUCCUGGCACUUUGCAGGAGAGUUACAGCAGGCUCUGUCUGCUGUGUCCACACAGCACAAGAAGGCGGACAGGUACAUCGAGGAGUUAACAAAGGAGAGGGACGCCCUGAGUCUGGAACUGUACAGGAACACCAUAACCAACGAGGAGCUGAAGGCGAAAAAUGCCGAACUACAAGAAAAACUUCGACUUGUAGAAUCUGAGAAGUCUGAGAUCCAGCUCAACGUAAAGGAGCUAAAAAUGAAGCUGGAGAGGGACAAAAUCCUGCUGCCACAGGUUGAAACCAACACUUUGCAGGAGGAGAAGCUGCAGGAGCAGGAGAAGAAGAUAUGGGAGCAGGAGGAGAAGAUACGAGAGCAGGAGGAGAAGAUGUGGAGACAGGAGGAAAGGCUGUGGGAGAAGGAGAAGGAGCUGCGGGAGCAGGAGAAGCAGAUGCGGAAGCAGGAGGAGCAGAUGUGGAAGCAGGAGGAGAAGAUGUGGAGACAGGAGGAGAGGCUGUGGGAGCAGGAGGAGCAGAUGCACGAGCAGGAGCAGAAGAUGCGGGAGCAGGAGGAGAAGAUGUGGGAGCAGGAGGAGAAGAUGUGGAGACAGGAGGAGAGGCUGCAGGAGCAGGAGCAGGAGCUGCACGAGCAGGAGAAGCAGAUGCACGAGCAGGAGCAAAAGAUGAGGGAGCAGGAGGAGAAGAUGUGGAGACAGGAGGAGAGGCUGCGGGAGCAGGAGCAGGAGCUGCGGGAGCAGGAGAAGCAGAUGCACGAGCAGGAGCAGAAGAUGCGGGAGCAGGAGGAGAAGAUGUGGGAGCAGGAGGAGAAGAUGUGGAGGCAGGAGGAGAGGCUGCGGGAGCAGGAGGAGGAGCUGCACGAACAGGAGGAGCAGAUGCACAAGCAAGAGCAGAAGAUGAGGGAGCAGGAGGAGAGGAUGUGGGAGCAGUACCAGAGGCUGCGGGAAAAGGAGGAGAGGAUGCAGGAGCAGGAGGAGAAGAUGCAGAAGCAGCAGGAGAUGUGGGAGCAGGAGGAGAAGAUGCGAGAGGAGGAGGAGGAGAAGAUGUGGGAGCAGGAGGAGAUGCUGCCAGAACAGGAGGAGGAGCUGUGGAAACAGGAGAAAAUGCAGGAGCAGGAGGAGAAGAUGCAGGGGCAGGAGGAGAAGAUGCGGGAGAAGGAAGAGAGGAUGCGAGAGCAGGAGGAGAAGCUGCCAGAGCACAAGGAGAGGUGCUCAGCGCCCUGCGUCCCUCCCUCCAAAGAUCUUUGUGAUACAAGCCACGCUAGCAGCAUGGCGUCUGCGCGAGGAGAGGCCGGGGACGGUUCUCCCCACGACAGCCCCACUGCACAGGUCGUGCAGCUGCCUUGUGGGAUGAAGAACGCCCAGGAGCGCCCAGGCUUAGGCAGCAACUCCUGCAUCCCAUUCUUCUACCGAGGAGACAAGAAGAUGAAGAUCAUCGACAUCUAA